AUGAAAUCAUUAAAUUAAAUCCAUAUAAAAAUUCAAUGAACGACCGUUACAAUUAGGAAACUUUUAAAAUCUAUAGCCACACUUCAAAAAAUGUUACAACAGUUUCAAAACCAAACACACACAAAAACUGAACUAAAAAUGGCAACAACAACAACAUCUGAAGAAGAAGAGUACAUGCAAAACCUCAGAUCCAAAGCAACAGAGCUUUUCAUCAGAGAAGAAUGGACCAAUGCUAUUGAAACAUAUUCCCAUUUCAUUACUCUUUGCACCCACCAUCUUUCUGUUCCACACCCCAACCCACUUCACCAUCAAAAGCUUCAUAAAUCACUUUGCAUUUCCCUCUGCAACCGGGCCGAAGCAAAAUCAAAACUCCGCGAAUUCAACUCGGCUUUAGAAGACUGUGAUCAUGCUCUACAAAUUGAUGCAACACAUUUCAAGAGUCUUGUUUGUAAAGGUAAGAUUUUGCUUUGUCUUAAUAGAUAUUCUAUGGCUUUGAAUUGCUUCAAAACAGCUAUGCUUGGGAAUCAGGCAAGUGGGAACUGUGAAAUGCUUGUUGGGUUUGUUGAAAAAUGUAAAAAGUUUGAAUUUUUAUCGAGGAGUGGAACGAUGGAUCUUUCUGAUUGGGUUUUGAAUGGGUUUCCUGGUAAGGCUCCUGAGCUUGCUGAAUUUAUUGGUGCUGUUGAGAUUAGAAAAUCUGAGAUUAGUGGGCGGGGGGUUUUCACUACUAAGAAUGUUGAUGCUGGGUCUUUGAUUUUGGUUACUAAGGCGGUUGCGAUGGAGAGGAGUAUUUUGGGAGGUAAAGAUUUGAGUGAGGAUACUCAGUUAGUUAUGUGGAAGAAUUUUAUUGAUAAAGUUGUUGAUUUUGUUAAAAAGUGUCACAAGACUAGGAAUUUGAUUGGUAAAUUGUCAAUUGGGGAAAAUGAGGAUGAACUUGAUGUCCCUGAUGUUGAUCUGUUUAGGCCUGAGAAUGUUGGUGAGGUGAAUUCAAAUGAGGAUGUUGAGAUUGAUAUGGUUAAGUUGUUGGCUAUAUUGGAUGUUAAUUCUCUCACUGAGGAUGCAGUUUCAGCUAAUGUUUUGAGGAAGAACAACGAUUGUUAUGGUGUUGGGCUAUGGUUGCUUCCGUCAUUUGUAAAUCACUCGUGUUGUCCUAAUGCGAGGCGGUUGCAUGUUGGGGAUUAUUUGAUAGUUCAUGCUUCAAGAGAUUUGAAAGCUGGUGAAGAGAUAACUUUUGCUUAUCUUGAUCCACUUUCUCCCUUGAAUAAGAGAAAAGAAUUGUCUGUGACAUGGGGGAUUCUUUGCAAGUGUAAGAGGUGUAAGUUUGAGGGGGAAUUCUUGUUAUCCAAGCAAGAAGUGAAGGAGAUUGAGAUUGGUAUUGAAAGAGGGAUGGAUGUAGGUGGUUUGGUGUAUAAGCUUGAGGAACAAAUGAAGAGAUGGAAGGUUAGGGGGAAAGAGAAGGGAUACUUGAGGGCUUCAUUUUGGUCUUUAUAUUCAGAGGCUUAUGGUUCGGAGAGGUGUAUGAAAAGAUGGGGAAGGAGAAUUCCAGCAUUGGAUGCAGUGGUUGAUAGCAUUACAGAUGUAGUGGGAGGUGAUCAUAGGGUGCUUAAGAUUCUGAUGGAGGAAUUGAAGAGAAAAGGCGGUGGCAGUGGUGGUGGAAAUUUGGAGAUGGAGAAAGUUUUCAAGUUAGCAAGAGAAGUAUAUGGGAAGGUAGUGAAAAAGCAAGCAAUGAGGACACUGCUUGAACUUUGCAUUGCUGCUGAAUGAUUCCAUUCAUUGAUUGAUUAAAUAAAUGGAUUCAUUAUCAGUUCUUUCUCCAUUUCCUUUUUCAUUUGAUGUCUUCUUUACUCAUUGUAAGCAAGGGUUUGUUUCAUGCCACGAUCAACUCAAGUUGUCAAUGCAUGCAACGCCAGUGCUGUGAAGUUCAAUUUUAUUUUAAGAGACUCUCGGUUAAAAUAAAUUGUAUUAUGCUUCUCUUAAAUAAAUAGAGUUUGUGUGUGAAA
Medicago truncatula (barrel medic) is the source of this 1997-nucleotide messenger RNA. RefSeq names its product methyltransferase FGSG_00040. The record is from RefSeq and is a predicted model, not a curated record. Gene Ontology annotation, molecular function: protein binding. Lineage: Eukaryota; Viridiplantae; Streptophyta; Magnoliopsida; Fabales; Fabaceae. The coding region runs from base 91 to 1761 and encodes 556 amino acids. The transcript has a single exon.